This is a messenger RNA of Fonsecaea erecta, 1344 nucleotides long. RefSeq names its product isocitrate dehydrogenase [NADP], mitochondrial. Bases 1 to 1344 code for a protein of 447 amino acids. Gene Ontology annotation, cellular component: mitochondrion. The record is from RefSeq and is a predicted model, not a curated record. The transcript has 2 exons. Lineage: Eukaryota; Fungi; Ascomycota; Eurotiomycetes; Chaetothyriales; Herpotrichiellaceae. Gene Ontology annotation, molecular function: isocitrate dehydrogenase (NADP+) activity; magnesium ion binding; NAD binding. Gene Ontology annotation, biological process: isocitrate metabolic process.
AUGGCGCCCACGGCCACGAACAGACUCCUCGCCGAAUCCCGCAGACUGGGCUUGCCACAGAGCCAGACCCGCACCAUGUCCUCAGGUCCCGCAAAGAUCAAGGUCAAGAAUCCCGUCGUGGAACUCGACGGUGAUGAGAUGACUCGGAUCAUCUGGCAAGAUAUCAAGGACAAGUUCAUCUACCCGUACCUGGACAUCGAUUUGAAGUACUACGAUCUGGGCUUGCCUUACAGAGAUGAGACGGACGACCAGGUCACAGUGGAUGCUGCGGAGGCCAUUAAAAAGUAUUCCGUGGGUGUCAAGUGUGCGACCAUCACCCCGGAUGAGGCCAGGGUUGAGGAAUUCCACCUGAAGAAGAUGUGGCUUUCGCCCAACGGCACCAUCCGAAAUAUCCUUGGAGGGACUGUCUUCCGGGAGCCCAUUGUGAUCCCUCGGAUUCCCCGUCUCGUGCCCGGCUGGGAGAAGCCCAUCAUUAUCGGUCGUCACGCGUUUGGAGACCAGUAUCGUGCUAAAGACACAGUCAUUCGCGAAGCAGGCACAUUGGAAAUGGUAUUCACACCAAAAAAUGGCGGCCAAGCAGAGAAGAUCAAGGUCUUCGACUUCCCUGCCACUGGCGGUGUUGCCCAGACACAAUACAACACCGACGAUUCGAUAAGAGGCUUCGCACACGCCAGUUUCAAGUUCGCCCUUGACAGGGGUUAUCCGCUCUACAUGUCGACGAAGAACACCAUUCUGAAGGCCUACGACGGGCGCUUCAAGGACAUCUUCCAGGAGAUCUACGAGAAGGACUACGCAAAGGAGUUCGAGGCCAAGAAGAUCUGGUACGAACACCGUCUGAUUGAUGACAUGGUUGCGCAAAUGAUCAAGAGUAGCGGAGGAUUUGUGAUCGCCAUGAAGAACUAUGAUGGAGACGUGCAGAGUGACAUUGUGGCGCAAGGCUUUGGGUCUCUGGGGUUGAUGACCAGUCAGUUGAUUACUCCCGACGGCUUGACAUUUGAAAGUGAGGCCGCGCACGGAACUGUUACGAGGCACUACAGGGAGCACCAGAAGGGCAGGGAGACCAGCACCAACCCUAUUGCCAGCAUUUUCGCAUGGACCCGGGGAUUAGUCAAGCGUGGUCAACUUGAUGACACACCCGAGCUCGUGACUUGGGCAGAGAACCUGGAAAAGGCAGUCAUUCAGACGGUCAACGAUGACGGCAUCAUGACCAAGGAUCUUGCUCUGGCAUGUGGACGCAAGGACCGGGAAGCGUGGGUCACCACGACUCAGUUUAUGGAGGCGAUUGAGAAACGAUUCAAGAAGAAUUUGGAGUCUGAAGGCCUGGGCAAUGUGGCCAAAGCAUAA